Molecule: messenger RNA, 3060 nt
Organism: Hevea brasiliensis (rubber tree)
Lineage: Eukaryota; Viridiplantae; Streptophyta; Magnoliopsida; Malpighiales; Euphorbiaceae
Product: transcription factor TCP4
Exons: 2
Coding region: 1380-2648 (422 amino acids)
Biological process (GO): regulation of secondary shoot formation
Cellular component (GO): nucleus
Molecular function (GO): sequence-specific DNA binding; DNA-binding transcription factor activity
Source: RefSeq, a predicted model, not a curated record
GAAGCGAGAGAGAGGCAGAGAGCUGUAAGGGAGGGUCGCUUUCAUGCGUUGUGGUUGUGGAUGGUGGUGGCCUAUAAAGGAUCUAAUCUAUCAAGGCAAUCCAGAGACAGACUACCUCCCUGGAACCAUAACCAAGUAUUCUAACUGCUGGCUAAGUAGUAAAAAUCUUAAAAGAACCGAAUGAGAGAGAGAUAGUAAAGAUAAAGUGAAAAGACUUGACCAUGUGAAAGAAAUGGUUAAAGAGAGAGUUGAAACCUAGAGCUGCCUAGCCCUUGAUUGAAGGAGGAGGGUAUUUUUUUUUUUUUGGGUUUGGGUAGUACGAAGAACAGCAGCAGAAGCAGAAGUAGCAGAUGCAGUGAUGAGAUCACAGAAAUCUUUAAUCUCUUUUCUGACCAAACACUGUUUCCUUAUUACUGGCACCAUCAUCCAUAGCUCUUCUUGUAGGUCAAGGAAAGAAUAGAGAAUUCACCUCUUUCCCUAUAGUACCUUAUAUAUUUACUGUUCUGUUCUAUUGCACAAUCCCCACCCUCCCCCUCCUUCCGGACCACCUUCUUUUUCCCUCUCCCUCCCUCUAGAAAAUAUGGAAGAGGUGCAAAAGAUUUCCCAAGAAGACCUCCUUUGAGAAAUUGGGUGUGUAAAGUGGUUUCUGGGUUUUCUAGGUCUAGGGGGUAUUGCCUAUAGAACCAUUUCUAUUAGCGCAUAGUACAUAAAGAGAGGCCCAAUUACCAAAAGCUGGGCACAGAGAGAGAGAGAGAGAGAGAGAGAGAGAGAAGGAAAGAGAUGGGUUAGGCUGCAAAUAGAGCUGGAGGGUUCUGGGUUAGUUUUCAGUUUUGGGUGGUGGCGUUGAGUGUGAUGGAAGUGGAAAUAUUGAAUGGCAGGGCCUUUUGGGAGAGGCAGCAGCAGAAGCAGGUAUCAGAGUGGUGGCAGCAGUUGCACAAGCAACAAGAAGAGAUUAGUAAGCAGAAGCAAAGACAGAGCAGUAAAGAAACAACCACCACUCACUAAAGAAAAGUGCCCUCCAUUAAAAGCUGGAACAUAAAAAGCGCAAGGGCCUGAGUCUGGAUCCUCAACGGAACGAUCGUCACCUUCACCAUUAUCAUCAACAUCAAGACAUCAUAACCCUAAAUUCAAGACAUGUAGAAGGAGGAGAAGGAGAGAGAGAGCAACAAGAACAAGAUCACCACCAAGCACAGAAACACCAUUACUACCAUCAUCAAUUACCCUUUCUUCUCCAACAAGAUCAAAACCAGCAUUUCUAUCAAAGAUUGGAUUUACAACAAUUACAAAACCCUCUUAACCCACCAAAGAAACGAUCUUACUUAUCAUCUUCUUCUUCUUAUUCAACCUUCCCGGAGCAGAGCAUCGAAUAUGCAAGAAAAAUGGGAGAGAGUCACCGCCAAGCAGCUACAUCGUCAAGACUGGGGACAAGGAACACGGGAGGCGAGAUAGUGGAGGUCCAAGGAGGCCACAUUGUUCGCUCCACCGGAAGAAAAGACCGCCACAGCAAGGUUUGCACAGCAAAAGGCCCCAGAGACCGCCGCGUCCGGCUUUCAGCACAUACUGCAAUCCAGUUCUACGACGUGCAGGACCGCCUUGGCUAUGACCGUCCCAGCAAGGCCGUAGAUUGGCUAAUCAAGAAAGCCAAGGCUGCCAUAGACGAGCUCGCCGAGCUACCUGCAUGGCAUCCUACUACUGCAACCACCACCGCCACCACUCAAACGAGCGCCCAACAGGAUCAGUCAAAUGAUGAGAGAGAUUAUCACCUUCCCAUGGAAAAUUUUGCUGUUCUUGGCGGUUCUGGCAGCGACUGUACUAGAACAGUAGCAGCAGCAACUACAACAACAGCAACAAUGGGAACUGAUAUUCAAAAUAUGGAGGAGCAGCAACGUCUAGCAGAAAAUCCUAACCUUAGCUCCAGUUUUCUGCCACCAUCACUAGACUCGGAUGCCAUUGCAGAUACAAUCAAGUCUUUUUUCCCAAUGGCUGCAUCGGCGGAGACAUCUUCCGCGCCAAUACAGUUUCAGAGCUAUCCACCAGAUUUGCUGUCAAGAACCAGUAGCCAGAGCCAAGAUCUGCGGCUGUCGCUGCAAUCAUUUCAAGAGCCAAUUCUUUUGCAGCAGCCACAUCAUGGUCAUGCUCAAAAUGAACAGCAAGUCUUGUUGUCUGGAACUGCCCAUCAUCUUGGCUUUGAUGUGUCUUCUGCUGGGUGGUCCGAGCACCACCAGCACCGUCCAGCAGAAAUCGGCAGAUUGCAGCGAAUGGUGGCCUGGAAUGCUGGUGGUGCAGCCGAUACUGGUAGUGGUGGAUUUAUCUUCAACCCAACACUGUCACAAACUGUGUUGUCGCCGCCACUGUUGCAGCCGUUUUUCGGCCAAAACCAGUUUUGUUCUCAGAGGGGACCCCUUCAGUCCAGUAACACGCCUUCAGUUCGUGCUUGGAUAGAUCCAGGAAUCACUUCCGAUCACCAUCACCACAAUCAAAUCCCACAAAUCCAUCAGCAACAAUCUUUGAUGUCAGGCGGAGGAUUUGCCGCGUCCGUUGAUGGAUUCUCUGGGUUCCGCGUUCCAGCACGAAUUCAGGGCGAAGAAGAGGAGCACGACGGCAUCCACAACAAGCCGUCCUCUGCUUCCUCUGAUUCUCGCCAUUGAUUGAGCGAAAAACCCAAAAAUCUUAUCUUUAAUAGGUCUGCUACAAGACAGCGAGGAACAUGGAUUCAAGACUAGUUUGGAGGAUAUAUUUUGGCCCAUUUGAAAUGGUUCAAUGGCAAAAACCAUGGGAAGAAAAAGAUCUGAGUGGAUUUUUCAGGUUUUUCGAUUCUGGGUUUGUUCUAGCUCUCUAUGGUAUUAUUCAGUUCUAGUGUUUGUUUCACGUUCAAUUUUGAGUGGGCUUUCAAAGCUCAACUACGUUUGAUCUCUGUGUUGGAUUGGGUGUAUGUGUUUAUGUUGCUAAUAGUGUUGUGUAUGUGAUGGAUGCUUUAUUGUUUUCCAUUCCAUUUCUAGAGUGAACUGAUAGAAGCAGAACUGCUUUGCUUUAAUGAAAGAUAGUCCUAUUUUUCCCUUA